CCGACCAAGCCCUAGCCCCGCCAGUUCAUGGUGGGCGGGCUGCGAGAUCUGUAGGGCUCGCCGGCGGGACGAGAUGGACGCCCAGAACGACGGCACGGGGACGCCGGUGCUGCUCAACGUGUACGAUCUCACGCCCGUCAACGAUUACCUCUACUGGCUUGGCUUCGGGGUCUUCCACUCCGGAAUCGAAGUUCAUGGCAUGGAAUAUGGAUUUGGGGCCCAUGAUUUCUCUUCCAGUGGUGUAUUUGAGGUGGAAUCAAAAUGUUGCCCUGGCUUUGUCUAUAGAAAGACGGUGUGGCUAGGCACAACUGACAUGUCUCGGGAAGAGUUCCGCUCGUUCAUUGAAAAACUAGCAGGGAAGUAUCAUGGAAACACAUACCAUUUGAUUUCAAAGAACUGCAAUCAUUUCACAGAUGAUGUCUGUAAGAACUUGACUGGAAAACCCAUCCCUGGCUGGGUGAAUCGGCUGGCCAGAGUAGGUUCGGUUUUUGACUGUCUGCUGCCAGAAAGUGUCCAGGUUUCUCCUGUUGGACGUGUCCCAACCCUUCGUCCAAUUAUUGAUGAUGAUUCGGGUUCAGUAUCUUCUUCGGACAGCGAUGAGGGUGAUGAGGACAAGCACCUGUUGCCGGCACCAUCCACUGACUUGAAUCCUGUAGAUGUGCCAUUAAAGCUAGCGAAAGAUCUUCUUUGACACGUUCCAUGUUUUUUUUGGCAAAAUUGACGUAUCAUAAUGGCAACUUCUGGAGUUAAGGGCCAUGAAGCGAUAUUUCUAGGUGGUUUGACAGGACAGAACCGGGGAGCUUGCCACUGGUACAGCUAAUUCCUGUUCAGAGUUUCGCUCUUCUAGCAGGUGUACAGAUAGGAAUUGGCCAUCUUCUCCAAAAGACAAGUCUAGUUACUUGCUGUUAACCGGUUCGUGCAGUGACUCUUCUGUAUUGUCCUCACACGAUGUUGACAUCCCUGGUAGAGGUGCAUGCUGUUAGUUUGUAUUUCGUUAAGCUAGAUGGAAUAGGCAUCUCAAACAUGAUUGCCUUGGCAAUGCUUGCCUCAGUCCGGUAAUGAAAAUCCAUGUUGUAUCCUGCUACCAUACAUCCGUAUCCAUGUACAUGGCAACCUAUUCAUAUUAUUGGUUAUCAAUUGGGCAGUUCAAAGGUGCA
Lolium rigidum is the source of this 1157-nucleotide messenger RNA. Its product is annotated as deSI-like protein At4g17486. The transcript is spliced from 4 exons. Gene Ontology annotation, molecular function: deubiquitinase activity. NCBI's taxonomy places the organism in Eukaryota, Viridiplantae, Streptophyta, Magnoliopsida, Poales, Poaceae. Gene Ontology annotation, biological process: protein deubiquitination. Bases 74 to 691 code for a protein of 205 amino acids. The record is from RefSeq and is a predicted model, not a curated record.